Molecule: messenger RNA, 1727 nt
Organism: Scaptodrosophila lebanonensis
Lineage: Eukaryota; Metazoa; Arthropoda; Insecta; Diptera; Drosophilidae
Product: facilitated trehalose transporter Tret1-like
Exons: 6
Coding region: 33-1436 (467 amino acids)
Biological process (GO): carbohydrate transport; transmembrane transport
Cellular component (GO): membrane
Molecular function (GO): sugar transmembrane transporter activity
Source: RefSeq, a predicted model, not a curated record
GCAUUCAGGUAACUGCGGAGCCAAAACACACAAUGGAACAGAAUUCAUUAGAGGAGAAAUUUAAAUUGUUCAGCCCACGUUAUCGCUGGCAAUUUAUUUCAACCUUGAUGGUGCACAUUAUGACCUUCACACAUGGAGUCAGUGUGGGUUGGCUGUCGCCAACCUUGCGUUUGCUCAGCUCCGAGAACAGUCCACUGGGCUAUGAAAUUACUUUCGUUGAAGCCUCGUGGAUCGGUUCACUUAUGGGCUUAGGCUCCCUAGUCGGUAAUAUUGGCUUUGGAUUAUUACUCGAUCGUAUUGGUCGCAAGACAUGCAUGUAUGGGCUGGCCAUCCCCAAUAUGUGCUAUUGGAUUUUAAUCUACACGGCAGAAAGCGUGGACUAUUUGUACGCUGGACGCUUUCUAGCUGGAGUCGCAGGUGGUGGUGCCUACGUAGCUCUGCCUAUAUUUAUUUCUGAAAUUGUCGAUGACCGCAUUCGCGGUGCCUUGUCAUCCAUGGCCAUGAUGAAUGUUUGCUUCGGAACACUCAUCGGCUUUAUAAUGGCUUCGUAUCUGUCCUAUUAUCUGAUGCCGUGCAUCGUUAUAGCACUGCCCAUUAUAUAUCUAUUGGCCAUCUUUAACUUACCUGAAACGCCUAUCUACUUGAUACGAAGAGGUCGCGAUGAGAAAGCUGAGAAAUCAUAUAGAUUUUACAAGAAUCUGAAAAACAGCCCAAGCGAUCAAAACGAGUCUGAAAAGCAUGAUGAUGUUAAGAAUGAAUUCAAGCUUUAUCGGGAAAUGGUUCUGCAAGGUGGCGUACGAGAGAAAGUAACAUGGCAAGAUUUCAUAAACAAACCGACGUUGAAGGUAUUUGUUCUUAUCUUUGUUCUAAUUGUGACGAAUCAAAUGUCGGGCAGCUUUGCCAACCUCAAUUACACAUCGAAUAUAUUUGCCGAGCUCGAGAACAGACUUAAUGUGAAUACCUGCACCGUGGUGGUGGGCGUGGCACAGGUUGUGGGCAUCCUCUGUGCAGUCAUGUUGGUGGAUCGCUUUGGACGUCGCGUUCUACUGCUUACCUCGAUGGCUGGCAUGGGCUUGGGCGAGUUGGCCAUUGGUCUGUUGAAGGAUCUGAGCACAUCGGAGCUGCUGGCCGAAUUGUAUUGGCUGCCACUAACUCUUAUGUGUUGGGUGGCCUUCAUAGCGGCCGUAGGCAUGGUCUCUUUAGUAUUUACGAUCAUCAUGGAACUGCUUCCCGCGAAGAUACGCUCCAUUGGCACCUCACUCAGCAUGGCUACCUUCAGUUUCUUCAUCUUCGUGUCACUGAAAAUCUAUCCCAUCAUGAUUGCCAAUUCGGGCCUGGGCCCUACCAUGUACAUGGCCGCUAGCUUUUGUACUUUUGGUUUCAUUGUCUUGGGCCUAUUUCUGCCCGAGACCAAAGGCAAGCUGAUGACACACUAGACGAGCUCUUCCGAGCCCUUUUAUCUUACGAAAUUAAGGCAGACUGUAAUACCAAAAGGUAUCCAUCCGUCCAACGGAAAGCAGAGUCGAAUGUUUUAGUGGACUGUUUUUCUACAUCCAUGGUCGAAUACAUUCGAUACUAUGUAUCUCCUUUCUUACAAUAAGUCGCUAGGGUCCCUUUUGCAGUAGAAUGUAAUACUAACCAUAUAGUAUGGUUGUUGUUAUUAUUGUUGCCACCUAUUUACAUAAAAACGUACUAUAAAAUAAAAUUAAAAACAAAUCGGAACCAUC